Messenger RNA from Cyprinodon variegatus (sheepshead minnow), 2546 nucleotides. RefSeq names its product synovial sarcoma translocation, chromosome 18 (gene ss18). The record is from RefSeq and is a predicted model, not a curated record. Gene Ontology annotation, cellular component: nucleus. Gene Ontology annotation, biological process: positive regulation of transcription by RNA polymerase II. Gene Ontology annotation, molecular function: transcription coactivator activity. The coding region runs from base 115 to 1137 and encodes 340 amino acids. NCBI's taxonomy places the organism in Eukaryota, Metazoa, Chordata, Actinopteri, Cyprinodontiformes, Cyprinodontidae. The transcript is spliced from 9 exons.
UACGAAAUUGCAGCGUACCGAGCGCUGUACGAUCCUAGUUUUACUGAUUUGUCCAGUGUUUGCCACUUGUGACUUUUUAUGCUGUAGCUCGCAUUCAUUCGGCGUUUUAUCACCAUGUCGGUGGCUUUUGCACCUCAUAGACAACGAAAGGGCGAUAUAACGCCCGCCGGAAUACAAAAGUUGCUUGAUGAAAACAACCAGCUGAUCCAAUGCAUAAUGGACUUCCAGAGUAAAGGCAAAACAGCAGAAUGUUCACAUUAUCAGCAGAUGUUGCACAGAAAUCUAGUGUAUCUGGCCACGAUAGCAGACUCCAAUCAGAACGUACAGUCUCUCCUCCCUGCUCCACCCACUCAAAAUAUGCCGAUGGGCCCCGGUGGCAUGAACCAAAGCGGACCCUCUCCUCAGCCCCCUCACGGUCACAACAUGCCCUCUGAGGGUAUGGUAAGCGGCGGCCCUCCAGCCCCCCAUAUGCAGAAUCAGAUGAAUGGCCAGAUGCCUGGGCCUAAUCAUAUGCCCAUGCAAGGUCCUGGUCCAGGUCCCAACCAGCCUCCAAACAUGCCCAGUGGCUCUAUGAAUAUGCCCCCCAGCAGCCAUGGCUCUAUGGGCGUUUACAAUCACGCAGUCCCCUCUUCGCAGGGCAUGCCUGCACAGAGCCAGAUGAACAUGACCCAGGGUCAAGCUAUGGGAAGCUACGGGCCUCGACCGAAUAUGAACAUGCAACCUAGUCAAGGUCCCAUGAUGCAUCAGCAGCCUCCAUCACAGCAGUACAACAUGCCUCCCGGUGGUGGUGGACAACACUACCAAGGACAACAGAACCCAAUGGGUAUGAUGGGCCAGGUCAGUCAAGGGAACCACGUCAUGGGACAGAGGCCGAUGCCCCCCUACAGGCCCCCGCAGCAAGGACCUCCCCAGCAGUACCCAGGGCAGGAAGACUACUAUGGGGACCAGUACAGUCACGCAGGACAGGGAGCCUCAGAAGGUCCUUCCCAAAGUGGACCAGGACAGUAUCCCAACUACCCUCAGAGUCAGGGGCAGCAGUAUGGGGGUUAUCGUCCCCCUCAGCCCGGACCUCCACAGGGCCAGCAGCAGCGCCCAUACGGUUAUGACCAGGGCCAGUAUGGAAAUUACCAGCAAUGAGAAAUGGUCACAGUUUACCCACACAACUCCUCUGAUCUUUGAGUUUUAUCCUCUGGUCAACUGCUAAGCAGACUAUAUUGAUGGUUUCAGCUCAGAUCCUCCCGGACACAAACACAUUUAUGAAUAAAAGAUCUGUUUUCCACUCUUUUUGUCCUCUCUACUAAAAUAUAAACCUGUUAAUGGUGCACAUUGGCACGGGGAUGGUAAAGUCAGUGACCUUGCUCCAGUGUUUCAAAGUGGCAAUGCCUUAAAGAAAUUGGAACUGCCUUAUCCUUUAGCAUUGCAGAGUGAGGAAGGUGAUGACAAAGAUUUCUGACAAGAAAACUCAAAUUUUCAGCGUGCAUCGGUUCCCUGGCCUUCAACUCUGUAAUCAAACAAAGCAAUAAUGCCUGCAGUAGGGACUUGUUCUGGGACUUGAAGAUAAAAUGAUGCAGAUGCAGCAGGUGAACUUCCAGCUAGGCCAAUGGUACAUGUCUCGAUGUAUGUGAUACUGUAAAAAAAAAAAAGCUGUUAUUUUGUGCUUUUUAGAUCGAGCUAACUUUGUAUAAGAGGUUGAAAACUAGUACUAAGCCUGUGUUUUUUAUUUUAUUAAGCUUAUGUGUCUUUUUUUUUUUUAUGCUCCUUAACGGCAGUGAAUCCCAUACAUUUUUGUUCUUUGUUGUUGGAAUGUAUGUCUAAUAAAUUAGGUCUGCUACAUAUGUGACAUGAACUCUGUAUAAAUGGAUAUUUUAUUAAAAAUGCACAAAAUUUCUUUAAAAAAAAUAUGGGCAGCAUAAAACAACCCAUAAAAGUGUUAAGUGUGUUUUCUUCUUUUUUUUCUUUUCCAACCGUAGCACCUGACAAAAAUAAGGCCGCCUUUUUAAACAGCUGUCAGAGAGAUAACUGUCUGUAGCAGAUUGCAAGUUAAUCUGCUAUAUUUUUUCUUUUUCUGAAGGCAUAAACUUGUUUGCAACAUGGUAAAUGGAAAAGCCCAUCACAAUUAGGUUUAUAAAAUCAUUUCUGUUUUUAUCCCUACAAGCGGUGUUAGUCUGUUAGCUGACAAUGCUGGACUCAUGACGUUCCCUUAGAAGAGACGUCUGAGUUGAUGUCAUCCAAGUGAUGUUUUGUGUGAAAUGAAUAUUGUUACUGUCAAAUAUGUAACAUAAUAUGUGAAAAUAUGUUCUGAAGUGGAUUCCUUGAACACAGCAAAGACUGGUUGUGCAGUUUUAUAUCACUGGCUUGAUAUCUGUAUUAUGGUGCAUAUUUUAUUGAUCCUGUAUGUACAGCAGCGUAAAGACGAGGAACUGACUGUCCUCUGUAUUGUUUAUAUGGCUGUUUUAAUAUUUUUCAUUCUGCACCCCAUUCAAGUGGAGGUCACAUAAUGUGUCUUGGCAAUGUGAACUGUACAUUCGAAUAAAUUAGAAGAAUCU